CUCUCUCGCAUAUUUUUUAAAAGGUCAGGAAGUUUCAAAGUGGAUAAAAACUGAGACAGAACCGAAUCCAUCCAUAAAGAGACAACGGAAGAUCUAAUCUCUAUCGACCACAUAUACACUUUAAUCUCUUCGCCAAUGGCUUCUCUGAAGCUUACACCUUCUUCUUCUCCAAUCUCCAUCCCCAAGGUUGUUGGUGUUCCUUGCUCUAGGAAAGGAGUUUCAUUUCUUGUAAAAGCUGAGCAUUCUUCGUCUUCCUCUUCUGAUCUUCAAGGUAAAUGUCAGAGACGUCUGGUUGUAACGUUUGGUAUUGUUGCUCCUUGGAUCUCAUUGCUAAGUAGAGCUCCAGUAUCAUUUGCUGCAGAAAGCAAAAAAGGAUUCCUUGCUGUCUCUGACAAUAAGGAUGCUUAUUCGUUUAUCUAUCCAUUUGGGUGGCAGGAAGUUGUGAUUGAGGGUCAAGAUAAGGUAUACAAAGAUGUUAUUGAGCCGUUAGAAAGCGUUAGUGUGAAAUUGAUCCCAACUAGCAAACAGACUAUUAAAGAAUUUGGCCCUCCCAAGCAGAUCGCUGAAACACUGAUAAAGAAAGUUUUGGCCCCUCCAAAUCAGAAAACAAACCUUGUUGAUGCAUCAGAGCAUGAUGUUGAUGGGAAGACUUAUUAUCAGUUUGAGUUCACUGUUCAGGCUAGAAACUACACCCGCCAUGCCCUGGGUGUAAUCACUGUGUUUAAUGGAAAAUUCUACACAUUGACGACGGGAGCAAAUGAGAGGAGGUGGGAGAAGAUGAAAGAUAGGCUUCACACUGUGGUAGAUUCCUUCAAGAUCACUGUUUGAAAAUUAUCAAGUUUGGUUUGGUUAUCUCUUGUUUUGAAAAGGCCCAUUUCUUCUUGUAUUUUUGUCCAUUCUUCUUCUUCUCUUAACAAUAUUGUUUUUUCCUGUAAGUGAGAUUCAAUACUCUUGACUUGCCUAUUACCCCCUCUCUCUCUCUCUCUCUCU
This is a messenger RNA of Camelina sativa (false flax), 990 nucleotides long. The record is from RefSeq and is a predicted model, not a curated record. Lineage: Eukaryota; Viridiplantae; Streptophyta; Magnoliopsida; Brassicales; Brassicaceae.